CAUCUCAAACUACUUACACUCUAAUGGCAUCCAAGACAUGUUUUCUCUUUGCAUUGCUGAUUUUGUUCUUUUUGGCUACUAUACAACCUUUCAUUACUAAUGUUGAUGCUGCCGGCGAAUGUGGCAAAACACCAAUUCGGUCGGCUGCCCUUAGCUUGAGCCCGUGUUUGGGUGCUGGUGGAAAUGCUAGAGCAAAGGUGCCACCAAUGUGUUGUACUAAAGUUGGUGCAUUGAUUAGAACCGCGCCAAAAUGUCUUUGUGCGGUAUUGCUUUCUCCGCUGGCUAGGAAGGCCGGUAUAAACCCUGCAAUCGCUAUAAGCAUCCCUAAACGUUGCAACAUCAAAAAGAGGCCCGUCGGAAAGAAGUGUGGGAGAUACAUUGUGCCAUGAAGUGAUGAAGACGAGAUCAUAUAUAGGAAGAAAAGUAUGAAACUUGCAACGGCAUAAGUCCAUGUUACGAAUAAGUUAUUUAUGGUUAAGCAUUAAUUGUUUUUGUUGUAACCAUACAUAUAACAUAAGAUAUAGGAAAUCUUGAUAGAUCGAGUUAGGAUGAAGCCGGUUUGCAUAAUUUAUGUAUGCCUUUUUUUUUCUUUCUAUGUAUUGAUGUGUUAUAUUUGAAACAUAUAAUAUAAUGGACAUGUUACAUGUUACCGUUAUCACUA
Messenger RNA from Erigeron canadensis, 661 nucleotides. RefSeq names its product non-specific lipid-transfer protein 4. The record is from RefSeq and is a predicted model, not a curated record. Lineage: Eukaryota; Viridiplantae; Streptophyta; Magnoliopsida; Asterales; Asteraceae. Gene Ontology annotation, molecular function: fatty acid binding. Bases 24 to 389 code for a protein of 121 amino acids. Gene Ontology annotation, biological process: systemic acquired resistance. The transcript has 2 exons.